AUGUCGAUUCCCAUCGUCACUAUACCGGAGGCUGCAUUUGACGCUGCAGGACUUGCUGGAGUCGUGGCUCGCAGAAGAUCCCGUCUUUUUCAGUAUUUCCUCAAAUUGACAAACGGGUCUGCAGCCCUUUUGAUUUUGGCAUACAUCAUAGGAAUCUUUGGCAUCAGGCCGUUGCUAGAAACCCGUGCAUUCAGAAGACUCGACCUUCUUGAGCUGGCGAGAUCAAAACUACGGGACUUGUACCUCAAUGUGAUUGGCAGAGUGGAGCAUAUUCCUAUAGUGGCUCUCCACAGACCUGGAACCAAGAAGCUUUAUGCCGAGGCUGUGUGCCAAACUCUGGACUCCCAGGCGUCAGAUGAUACCGAGCUCAAGAAUAUUCGUACCUUGGGCCUGGAGAAGCUCUAUCAGAAGCUUGGUGUAUUGAACGCAGGCUUGAAACAAUGUACAAGUUUCCUGAUCGGCGAGUUGCCGAGCUACCGCCUGGUUGACUCGUCAAUCAAGCAGUUUCAGCAAAAGACGGACAAUGCCUUUUUCAGCCACAGAGAUAUGUUUUUCAGAGACGUUUUGCAGGCAGAUGGCACGUCCAAGGAGAAGAACUUGGCCCUGGAGGCCAAGGGCGAGAUUCGUGGCAUCAAGGGUCUUUUCAUGAGCGGCCAGGCUUACUAG
Candidozyma duobushaemuli is the source of this 666-nucleotide messenger RNA. It is a transcript of the gene PEX17, whose product is annotated as Pex17p. The coding region runs from base 1 to 666 and encodes 221 amino acids. The record is from RefSeq and is a predicted model, not a curated record. The transcript has a single exon. Lineage: Eukaryota; Fungi; Ascomycota; Pichiomycetes; Serinales; Metschnikowiaceae.